AUGAAGGAGAUUUUCAUUUCCCUGAUUCUACUGUUUGUGGGUAUCGCUGCUUUGGUGUUGAUCCAUGUGUGCGUCGUGGGAAGGGCUCUGCGAAGAGGAAGUCAUCAGGGUGGGAAUGACGAACAGAGCGAUGGCGAUUUUGAUGGAAUUGGGACGAAGAGAAUGUCAAGUGAGGAGAUGAAGGAUCUGCCCUGUUUUGAGUACAAGGAAGCAGAGAAAGGAAAGGGAGUUAGUAGCAGCACUGUGAGUGUGGAUUGUGCAGUUUGCUUAGAGAGCUUCAAGGACGGUGAUAUUUGCAGGUUCUUGCCUAAUUGCUCCCACAGCUUCCAUGUCUCCUGCAUAGAUUCCUGGAUUCUCAAAACACCCAUUUGUCCCAUUUGCAGAACCUGGCUUCAUUCGCCCCUCGUUCCCAAGCUUGAUGUUUCACAGAAUGGGGAAAUUGAGAUUGUAUAG
Molecule: messenger RNA, 453 nt
Organism: Neltuma alba
Lineage: Eukaryota; Viridiplantae; Streptophyta; Magnoliopsida; Fabales; Fabaceae
Product: RING-H2 finger protein ATL56-like
Exons: 1
Coding region: 1-453 (150 amino acids)
Source: RefSeq, a predicted model, not a curated record